This is a messenger RNA of Mizuhopecten yessoensis (Yesso scallop), 773 nucleotides long. RefSeq lists its product as uncharacterized. Lineage: Eukaryota; Metazoa; Mollusca; Bivalvia; Pectinida; Pectinidae. The record is from RefSeq and is a predicted model, not a curated record. The coding region runs from base 119 to 772 and encodes 217 amino acids. The transcript has 3 exons.
GUGUUACAGAUUUCAAAAUUCUCUUCCUCUUUAACACUAUAUAAAGCGAGGGAAAGAGAGGGAACCUCAAACUGAUACGAGGAAUAUUAAAUAGGAGGAACACGUGUACACAUUAAAGAUGAAGAAACAGACCCUUGUUUUUUGCUUGGUGGUAGCCACACUUAGUAUAACCCUGGCUAAAGACGAAACGGAACAGAAGCAGAAGAGACAGUUCGCGGCAGCUCUACUUGGGCUUGGAUCUUUGUUUGGGGAGCUGUUUGCAGAAGCUGCAGCUGAAACUGCAAUAGGGGCCGGUUUGGGCUUAGCAGCUGGGACUGUUAUUGCAGCAGGUGCUAGUGCAAUACACAACCACCACCACACGGUAGUAGAUUCAGCACCUGGUAUUGAGGUUGCUACAGGCGUCAUACGCGACCCGUACAUGCCGCCAGUAGUAGCGCUGUCACCUUCAGUCGUCCAGACUCAGACGGUAGCUGUAGCGGCUCCACCAGCAAAUUCAACCCUGUGUGAAAGUACAGGGUUCUGCACUUCUGAUAAUUGCGACCUUGGAAAUCACCUAUUUGUUGGAAACGUGUUGUGCACCGGGAACCGAAAAUGCUGCAUUCCAUCUGGUACUUGUGGUGUUAAGGCAAAAGUUGGACAACUCGAAGUUAAAGGUCCCGGGGAGUGUCGCCUUUCUGGUACCGUCCACGUGUGUCAUGAUGACGAGGAAGUGACCACUGACCUGACGUGUAAUUCUGGGUACACCUGCUGUGUAGAUAAGAACUGUAAGUAAA